Molecule: messenger RNA, 2612 nt
Organism: Vicugna pacos (alpaca)
Lineage: Eukaryota; Metazoa; Chordata; Mammalia; Artiodactyla; Camelidae
Product: death domain-associated protein 6-like
Biological process (GO): negative regulation of DNA-templated transcription; regulation of apoptotic process; nucleosome assembly
Cellular component (GO): nucleus; PML body
Molecular function (GO): nuclear androgen receptor binding; transcription corepressor activity; transcription coactivator activity
Source: RefSeq, a predicted model, not a curated record
UAUGAGAAAUAGUACGGAAACGCAACCGAAAGACCGGACAGCGACAUGAGGGGUAGAGCUGGGAGUGGGACUUAAGGUUUUCAGACAGUUUGGGGCUCCCACAGUAAAGGUCCAGAAAAACAUAUGGUACUAAUGGUUGCUGAAGACAGGCAGUGAGGACACUGUUGAGCAUGGCUGGGUGUUUUUGAAACCCAGGAAGACUGGAAAAUGUGUGAGAUGAUGGGAUGGGGCUGUGCUGGAGGGGCUCUUUCUGAGGCCCCAUCCCCUUCCAGCAGGAAUUACGAAAUCCCCAACACUUUCUCCCUCCAGGGGAUUUGAUCCCCCAUGGCCACCACUAACAGCAUCAUCGUGCUGGAUGAUGAUGAUGAAGACGAAGCAGCUGCUCAGCCAGGGCCCUCCCACCCACCCCCGAAUCUGGCCUCACCCGAGGCAGAAGCCCCUGGCUCCUCCCAGCCCCAUGUGGCCAGAAGAAGCAGUAGUUCGGGUGGCAAGAAAUGCUACAGGUUGGAGAAUGAGAAGCUGUUUAAAGAGUUCCUUGAACUGUGUAAGACGCAGACAGUGGACCACCUGGAGGUGAUCCCUUUCCUCUAUAACCAGCAGCAGCGUGCCCACUCUCUGCUUCUGGCCUCAGCGGAGUUCUGCAACAUCCUCUCUCAGGUCCUCUCUCGGGCUCAGAGCCGACCAGCUAAGCUUUAUGUCUACAUUAAUGAGCUCUGCACUGUCCUCAAGGCCCACUCAGCCAAGAAGCAGCUGAAUCUGGCCCCUGCUGCCGCCACCUCUAGUGGGCCCUCUGGGAAUAACCCUCCCACAGACUCCUCGGACCCCACAAAUGCUGAGACCACUGCCUCUGAGGCCCCAAGGACCCGUGCUUCCCGGCGGCAGAUCCAGCGCUUGGAGCAGCUGCUAGCACUCUAUGUAGCGGAGAUCCGGCGGAUGCAGGAAAAGGAGCUGGAUCUCUCAGAACUGGACGACCCAGACUCCACUUACCUGCAGGAGGCAAGGUUGAAGCGUAAGCUGAUCCGCCUCUUUGGGCGGCUGUGUGAGCUGAAAGACUGCUCUUCACUGCCAGGUUGGGUCGUAGAGCAGCGCAUCCCCUACCGUGGUACCUGCUACCCAGAGGUGAACAGGCACACUGAGCAGCUCAUCAACAAACCAGGGCUUGACACCUUCCCUGACCAUGGAGAUGUGCUGCGGGCCGUAGAGAAGGCAUCUGCUCGGCACAGUCCUGGCCUCCCCUGACAGCAGCUUCAGCUGAUGGCUCAGGAUGCCUUCCGAGAUGUGGGCAUCAGGUUACAGGAGCGUUGCCACCUUGAUCUCAUCUACAACUUUGGCUGUCACCUCACAGAUGACUACAGGCCAGACAUUGAUCCCACACUGUCAGAUCCUGUCCUCGCCCAGCACCUGCGGGAGAACCGGAGCUUGGCUAUGAGCCGUCUGGAUGAGGUCAUCUCUAAAUAUGCAAUGAAGCAAGACCAGAGUGAGGAGGGCGAGAGACAGAAGAGAAGAGCCCAGCUCCCCCAAGCCACCUCUUCCCGCUCUGUAGAUCCCCCCAAAGCCUCCUUGGAUUCUGGUGAGGGCCCUAGUGGGAUGGCAUCCCAGGAAUGCCCUACCACCUCCAAGGCUGAGAAAGAUGAUGAAGAAAAUGAGGAAAGUGAGGAGGAGGAGGAAGCAGGUAAGGAUGGAGAUAAGAGCCCCAUGUCCCCGCUACAGAUCUCCACUGAAAAGAACCUGGAACCUAGCAAAGGGAUCAGUAGGUCUUCAGGGGAGCAGCAAAACAAAAGACUUGCAGUGUCACCAUCUUCACUGUCGGAAGAGCCCCCAGCCCUCUCCAGCACAGAUGCUGAAAGCAGUGGAGAACACCUCGAGGAGUUGCCCCUGGAGGAAGAGAGCCCUAUGUCUCAGCUCUUCGAGCUACAGAUUGAAGCCUUGCUCCUGGAUACUACCCCUUCUCCUGAGAAGAGGGAUGCUUCCUCUUCCAGGAAGCAAUCAGAGGAACCCCUCACCACUGUUUUGGAGAAUGGAGCAGCCAUGGUCACCUCCACUUCCUUCAACGGAGGUGUCUCUCCUCACACCUGGCGAGAUGCCGGUCCUCCCCACAAGAAAUCUCGGAUGGAGAAGCAAACAGAAGCAGGGCCAUUAAGAAAUAGCCAUGUGGAAAGGCAAAGGGCAUUGCGUGGGAAGAAUGGGAAGGAGACAUGUAUGCUGCCCAGCCCACCUUCCCCCUUGGCUUCCAGGGCUCCCGUUGCUGAUUCCUCAGGGAGGGUGGACUCUCCUAGCCGUGGCCUGGUGACCAGCUCCCUCUGCAGUCCAUUUCCACCCCUGUCCCAAACCCCCCAAUCACAACCCUCCAGGCCUGGUACUUAUGAGAUGAGUGUGGCCACACAGUGCGAUCCAGAGGAGAUCAUCGUGCUCUCAGAUUCUGAUUAGCUGCCUCCCCCUCCUCCCUGCCUCCAAAAUGUUUUGGAAUAGUAUUUGGAGGAUGGUGGGAAGCAGACGACAGAGGAAGGGAUGGACUGAGCUAAACUCCUUUUGGUGGUUUCUUUUUUUUAAAAAAAAAAGGCUUAAGUUUUACACAGAAACAUUAAUAAACAAUAAAGUUCUUUUCUUAGUGU